AUGGCUCUCCCCGAGGACGUUAGUGCGCUAACGGAUGAGCUAAUCGUGGCUAUCACAAAGAUUGAUCUGAAUAAUACGUCGCGAUUCAAGCAUAUAAAGCAUCGUGUCGAAGACAAGUUCAAAUCGGCCUCUUAUGGCCGGACUGACCAGUUUGCGGUUUCAAGACAGCUAGAGGGCCUGCAGGAGAAAUUCCAGGUUCUAAAUCAAGAUGAUCUGGCGCACGCACUCCGGAGUCGCUUGACUGAAUUAGAUGAACACCAUAGCUCAUGGUUUCCCGAAAUACUAUCUUUCCUCUUACAGCUCUCUGAUCGCCCUGCUCUGUUCUCGCGGGUAGACCAACUCCCAAAGCCCAAGAUUGAUGAGGGCGCGAAGCAACUCUCCUGGACGGAGUUGGAUGCUUCGGGAUCCGCGUAUUGUGAUGAAGAUAUUUGGGAAUGUGUAGAUUUCGGCGCAAAUUCCUCAUCCGAAGAAGAUGAUGAUCUUGUUUCAUCGGUGCGCAGUGACGCCUCAAUCCCACAGACUCUACCUUCCAGUCCCAUAGUUUCAGAAGAAGACUAUGAAAUCCCCGAUGAAGUCUUCUCUCCUGGAAUGGAUGUGGUUCUUGUGGACUCCGUUAAGAAAGCUCAAUUCUGGAGGCCUGACAACCACGCAAACUCCAAACAAGUCGAAAAUGUUUCCUGCCUUGUGGUCACGGAGCUUCAAAUUGUAAGAGAGACAUUGUUCAUGUUGCAGGGUUUGCCCACGUCCUUAUUUUGGCGACUCGAUGACAGCAUCGAGGUCGAUCGACGGUAUACUCUUACAGAUGCCUCGACCGAGGCCCUGUCCUCGCUUUUGCGGUCAUUCAGCAUGAUUGGUGCCAAGGUAGAUGUUCUGAGACACUUCACCAAGAUCACCCAGGUUGUUCCCUAUAUGCAAACCUUUCACCGAUGUGUUGAGGACUGCCUAAACCAGUUUGACGCGUUCCUGUCGGAGGUGCAAGCUCAGUAUAUUUCGCAAGGAGCGACUUUAUUCGUCAGCCUACUACAACUGGCCGAAGAUGUCCGCAGCGCAUCAGUGAUGCUCGUGCUUCUGGCCGAUUUAAUCUCCAGUCUCAAGUAUAACACUCCAGACGACGGUGUACGGUGUCUUGACCUAUUGUACGAUGUGGUCUGCAUGAAGCAAGCUACAGGGGAUGAUGGCGAGUUCAGAUUCCUGGCAGGCUUGUUCUUUUCAUGUCUCGAUACGUACAUUCGUCCGAUCCGUCGUUGGAUGGAGGAGGGACGACUGGACUCAAGAGAAGGGAUAUCUUUCAUUAUAGACCAACGUGGCGAUAAAGAUCUGCGGACCCUUUGGCGCGAAUGGUAUACUGUGGACGACGCGUUUGGGCUUCCACGAUUUAUGAAGCCCGUUGCCCAAAAGAUUUUCACCGCGGGUAAAAGCAUGGUUUUUCUGCAACACUUGAAUGCUCUGGAGAAACUCGAAGGCUCGCAGACGACUACCAUUACCUUGGAAAAAAUCUACGGUGGUGGCUCAAGCUCCUUACUGUGUCUUCCCUUUGCCGCCAUAAGCGAGUCCGCUAUAGACAAGCUCGUCGAGGCUAACCACUCCUUUGCGUCCGAUCUGCUGCGAAAAGAGCUUGACCAGCAAUGCGGGCUUUGGAACUCACUUCAAGCUUUGGAACACAUCUACCUCUGCAAGGACCUCGGCGUGUCAGCUAUUAUCGACAACAAGGUCUUUGACCUCAUGGAUCGCGGCAGAGGCGCCUGGAGCGACAGGUAUCUCCUUACCGAACUCGCACAGAGCGCGUUCAGCAGCAUGUCUUUCAUCGACCACUCAAGAAUAAUAGUCCGCUCACACCAGAAUCCACAAGGGCGCAGCCGCUCGGUCAAGGCCCUCAGAACCAUCUCGUUCGACUACAUCCUAUCCUGGCCCAUUGCGAACAUCAUCACCAAAGACGCCAUCCAAAGCUACCAGCGCAUCUCGACAUUCCUGAUGCAGAUCCGCCGAGCAAAGCACUUGAUCGUAAAACAACGUCUGAAGUACACCAAUGACACAGACGAAUUCUCGCACGACAGGAGCAGCAACGCAUUGAGCUACGCUCUUCGGCACAACAUGCUGUGGUUCCUGAACACCCUCUACAGCCACAUUACGGACUUUGUCAUCUCCACAACGACAGAGUCAUUGCGCAAGUCCCUCUCUGCCACAAAGGACGUCGAUGCGAUGAUCGCAACGCAUCGCGCGUACAUGUCCUCCCUGGAAGACCAGUGCCUCCUCUCCAGCAAUCUAUCACCUCUCCACCAAGCGACAAUCAAUCUCUUAGAUCUCUGCGUGUACUUUGCAGACAUCCAAGCGACACGCUUCGGGAACAAGCAGUUCGAUCAGACAAAGACGCCGACCACGUAUGCCAAGUCUUCGCAAAGCAGAAACGGUCUCAGCAGAAGGAAGCAGCAGGAUACAUACAACGACGCGGUCCAAAGUGAUGAUGACGAUGACGACGACGAUACACAGGAUGAGUCAGACGAGGAUGCCGGCAAUACCACCGGUAUUUCCUUUAACGAGGCACCGUACGCGCACCGACUGAGGGAUAUCAAAGAUCACUUUGACCGAUCGAUUGCGUUUCUGACAGCUGGUUUGAAGGGCGUGGGACGAGUGGAUGGUCGGAUCAGUUGGGAGAUUUUGGCUGAGAAGCUGGAGUGGCGUAAGAGGCGUUUGGCUGUUUAG
Molecule: messenger RNA, 2700 nt
Organism: Aspergillus thermomutatus
Lineage: Eukaryota; Fungi; Ascomycota; Eurotiomycetes; Eurotiales; Aspergillaceae
Product: putative gamma-tubulin complex component GCP5
Exons: 2
Coding region: 1-2700 (899 amino acids)
Biological process (GO): microtubule nucleation; spindle assembly; mitotic cell cycle
Cellular component (GO): equatorial microtubule organizing center; gamma-tubulin complex; centrosome
Molecular function (GO): gamma-tubulin binding; microtubule minus-end binding
Source: RefSeq, a predicted model, not a curated record